CGAUUACAAGAUGAUUAUUACGAUAAACAACAAAUUACAAUAAACAAUCCACGAUGGCACUGAACUUUAUCCCAUUCUGGAACUUUCCGACCGGGAGGCAGCGAACAUUAAUUCAGCGAGAACACUAAAUCGCUCUUUGUGACUCACGAAGGAAUCAAGCUUAGGUCGUGCCACGACCAGCGAGAAAGUCACCACGCAACUUUAGCGUUUCGAAUUAAUAAUCGCAUACCUACAGAUUUGUUAAAACCUUAACUGAAUUAACUAAUUCUUGGUAAAUUAUUUACGUAACAUAAAUAUAUACAUACGUACGUGUGUAUUGUAUAAUGAAAACUGUUUGAUAAUAAAUUAUAAUUUUAAUUAUUUAAUUAUACGCUGAUCACUAAAUAUUUUAGUAAUGUUCAAUGUGUACAUCGGAAUGUUUGCGGAAGCGAAUACUUGAAAAACUCGAUCGAUAAGUAAAAUAGAGUUGUCUUUACAUACAAAUCUUUGUCAAUUAAUAACUUAUUAAUAACCUUUAUUUUCGUAAGAGUUUUAUGUUAAGGCGCAGAUUAACCAGUUAUUAAAUGCCGCCGACCGCAAUAUUGUAGGAGACACAGGAUACACAGGACAGUAUCAAUGAAAUAGACUGAAAUUGGAUUUUUUGAAUGACUAAUGUAAGGACUCGAUCUACUAGCAGACUUCCUGUGUCAUAGGGUCAGCCGUUGUCUCGGUUGAUAGGCCAAAUUGCUCGAAGCGACACCACACAGCCGCACACGCAUCCUCACAGUAUCACUACUCCACAAGCUAUUACAUCCUCUUUGCCGCACAGAAUCACAGAAUACCGCAGGGUUUGGUUAGUGGCGCACGCUUCGGUCCGCUGCGUAGGCACAUUCGAGCGCGGUUAGAAAAGCAAAAACAAAAUUUACCGUGAAUUAAAACAGUGCAGUGCAUCGCCUGACUAAUCGAGUCCCUAACGAGUCCCAGGUAUUUUUAGUUCUGCGUCGAAACAGGUUUUCGGGAAAAUAAUCGCGAAAGUUUUCGUCUCGAAAGUGUUUUUAUUGCCCGGCAUUUAAAUAUCAAGGCGUCGAACGUUUAAAACAAGUGAAGUCUAUUUUUGAUCAAAAUAACAUGUGUGUGAUUCGUUACAAUGUUUUAACAUUGCAAAACGAUUUUAAAAUAGAAACGUCGACCCGAAUUGUGAUUGAAGAAUAACUCAAUACAGUUCUUAUCUACAAAAUUACAUUUAUAUUAAUUGAUUUUUAAUAUUUCCACUGAACUGCCCUGUCUCACUGCUGUUAAUGAUAUACGUAAUUAAGGAUCUGACUGAAACAUAAUGGGGCGCUACCGACUUUUAUUUGUGAUUGCAAUAACAAUUCUGGGUAUCCAAAUCGGUCGCAGCGACUCUCUCUCGGAUAUGACCAAUCGCGACGAAAGUUCCGCUCUAGCGAAAGAAGUUAAAGAUAACAGCCGUUACAAAACACUUGAAGCAAAUGCUAUUAUGUCGAAAUUGCUUGUUGAUGACAAAGACGGAGUUAGCAGGUCAGAAGUCUUUGACAUGCUACAUUCUCGUGAUGAUAGUCCUGAUAACUUCGACUUGCCGACUUUCCCUGAAGACGUGGAAGACAUGAAGAGCGAAGUUCCCGGUUUGCCUGAUUCACAGGCUGAAUUUUUACAGGUUGCUGACAGUGAGGUACGUAAAGAUUCACAAAAGCUGCGAAGACCAGCGAAACGGGAAGAACCAGUUGGUCUCGCAGCUGGAAUUAUGGUUAUUGUCACCUGUAGUAUUGUAUUCGUCGCCUAUUCCGCAUUAAUUAUCUGGAGAAGGAUAUAUUUAAAAAGAAACGGUCUCAAGCAUGAACUUUUAAGAAACGAAGAGGUUGUUGCUGAAACAAGACUAGAGUUGUGAAGAUCUCUAGACAAUCAUCGUUAAUGAGAAAAAUAAAUUCAAGAUCGAGACGAAAAUAGGAAAACUUAAGACUGAAAUCUUUAGAUCGUUAGAAUUUUAUUCGUAGCGAUUUUAUUUAGAAACAUAGUUGCGUGACUGUUCGCUAAAUAGUAUUCUUUGGAAUGAUAGUAAUUUUAAAUGCAAAAAAUUAUGUAAAAUUAUUCUAUUUAUUCAAAAAUGAUUUUGCUAGAGUCGCCUGUAAAUGCUUAGCAGCUUUCAAUAACGUCUUCAAUAAUUCGGAAGCCUAUUACUAUUAUUGUAAGCAUUUAAAGAAGUAAGAUAACGCUAUUUUGAUAUGCAUCUUCAAGCUUGGUCCCAUAGCAUCAAAUUGAUUCAAAGCAUUCGUUAAUAGGUACUCGCAUAUACUUGUGACGUAUUUUAAAGGGAAAUCUUUUUAAGACCGGGAAAAAUUAAUCACUAUUAUACUACUUAUCGCCUGUUUAUCAGCAAAUAAGUAAAACUUGAUCAAACGAAAAACAAUCCUUAUUUUUUUUUUAAUAUUCGUUACUGUAAAGUAAAUUACUAUAAUCAAUACGUAAGUGCCAUACCCAAUAUUACACUUCUCAUAGAUUACUCUUUUAUGUAAAUACCACGACUAUUAUAUUUUUGGAAUGGCAUCACGAUUUAUAUAAGUUUAAUUGAAGUCAAUUUAUGUCUGUGAUGUAAUAAUUAUCUCGUAAGAUAUUUUUUUCCAAAAUAAUUUAAAUAAAACAUAAAGCGCA
Bombyx mori (domestic silkworm) is the source of this 2646-nucleotide messenger RNA. RefSeq lists its product as uncharacterized. The coding region runs from base 1313 to 1885 and encodes 190 amino acids. The record is from RefSeq and is a predicted model, not a curated record. Lineage: Eukaryota; Metazoa; Arthropoda; Insecta; Lepidoptera; Bombycidae. The transcript has 7 exons.